Catharus ustulatus (Swainson's thrush) is the source of this 1281-nucleotide messenger RNA. RefSeq names its product urea transporter 2-like. The coding region runs from base 1 to 1281 and encodes 426 amino acids. Gene Ontology annotation, molecular function: urea transmembrane transporter activity. Gene Ontology annotation, biological process: urea transmembrane transport. Gene Ontology annotation, cellular component: membrane. NCBI's taxonomy places the organism in Eukaryota, Metazoa, Chordata, Aves, Passeriformes, Turdidae. The transcript has 8 exons. The record is from RefSeq and is a predicted model, not a curated record.
AUGGAGCUCGGCGAGAUUGUUGUGACUGAACAUCCCAGUGAGAGGGAGAUGUACAAGAAGAAGAUGCCAAGAGCCCAGAACCUGCUGUGGAGAAGUGGAAACUGGAUCCACCAUGGUUUUGGGUAUCUCACAGGAGAAAUGGAAGAAUAUGGAGAGUGGAUGAAAAACAAGCCCUUAAUGUUUCAGCUGGUGGACUGGAUCUUGCGAGGGACCUCCCAGGUGAUGUUUGUCAACAACCCUCUCAGUGGGCUGAUCAUUUUAGUGGGGCUUUUCAUCCAGAGCCCCUGGUGGAUGCUCACGGGCUGCACUGGAACCACUGUGUCCAUCUUUACUGCGCUGGCCCUCAGCCAGGACAGGUCAUCCAUCGCAGCUGGGCUGCAUGGCUACAACGGGAUCCUGGUGGGUCUGCUCAUGGCUGUCUACUCGGACAAAGGGGACUACUACUGGUGGCUUCUCCCUCCUGUGGCAGUCAUAUCUGCAGCCUGCCCAGUCCUGUCCAGUGCUUUGGGAGCCAUCUUCAGCAAAUGGGACCUUCCCGUUUUCACCCUGCCCUUCAACAUUGCAGUGACCCUGUACCUGGCAGCCACAGGGCACUACAACCCCUUCUUCCCCACAACCCUCAUCAAGCCCGUGGCUGCAGUGCCCAACAUCACCUGGUCUGACAUCAAUGUGCCACUGCUCUUACAAUCCAUCCCAGUUGGUAUUGGCCAAGUAUAUGGUUGUGGAAACCCCUGGACUGGAGGCAUUUUCCUUGUGGCUCUGCUCAUCUCCUCCCCACUGAUUUGUUUACAUGCUGCAAUUGGAUCCACCGUGGGAAUGUUUGCAGCCCUGAGCAUUGCAUCCCCAUUUGACAGCAUCUACCUUGGCUUGCACAACUACAACUGUGCCCUGGCCUGCAUUGCCAUCGGGGGCAUGUUCUAUGCCCUGACUUGGCAGACACAUUUGCUGUCCCUUGCCUGUGCCUUAUUUUGUGGUUACUCUGGAGCAGCUCUUGCUAAUGCCCUCUCUGUGCUCGGGCUGCCAGUGUGCACCUGGCCCUUCUGCCUCUCCGCGCUGCUCUUCCUGCUGAUCACGUCCGAAAACCCGGCCAUCUACAGAAUGCCCCUCUGCAAAGUCAGCCACCCAGAAGCCAACAGGAUCUACUACCUGAGAAUGAAGAGAAGGGCCUCGGAGAGCAGGAGGGAGGAGCAGAAGAGGAAGGAGCAGAAACCCUCUGACAGCCCAACUUUAAGCACUGGGGGUACCCCACUGUGCAGCCCCAAGAGCCGCCACGCUCACUGA